AUUCAUGAGCAGAGUCUGCGUUGCAGUUUGAUUGGUGCUCGUCAGCGGCUGAACGCAGUUUCAUGAUGGGGUUGAUUCAGAGCGUGUUUACUGCAGAGGCCGGCUAUCACGUGCACGGGAUUCAGGAGAAUUCACCAGCACAGAGAGCCGGACUGGAGCCCUUCUUUGAUUUCAUUUUAUCUGUUGGACACACAAGGCUGAAUAAGGAGAGCGAUAUGCUGAAAGAUCUUCUGAAGGCAAACAUAGAGAAGCCGGUGAGGAUGGAGGUCUACAGCAGUAAAAUGAUGAAGAUCAGAGAGUUGGAGGUCAUUCCCAGUAACAUGUGGGGUGGUCAGGGAUUACUGGGGGCAAGCGUACGAUUCUGUACAUUUCAUGGAGCAAAUCACAACGUCUGGCAUGUUUUGGAUAUGGAACCAAAUUCACCCGCUGCAUUGGCUGGACUGAAGCCUUAUUCUGAUUAUAUUGUUGGUGCGGAUCAGGUGCUACAGGACUCUGAGGAUUUCUUUACGCUGAUAGAGGCGUCGGAGGGGAAACCAUUGAAACUUCUGGUGUAUAACACACAGACUGAUGGCUGCAGGGAAAUUCACAUUACUCCUAAUGGAGCGUGGGGCGGUGAGGGAAGUCUUGGUUGUGGUAUUGGGUUCGGCUACCUCCAUCGCAUCCCCACAAGACCCCUCGCAUCAAGACAACAUGACAUUGAUACAACAUCUGAAACUAUAGAGGUAAAGCACAGUUCUGAGACAUUUUUAGAGAAUUCCUCGGAUGUUUCUGGCUGUGAUGAGACACUGGUGGACGUUUUUGGUGGACUUCAGACAAACUUUGAAGUUUCAACAGAAUUGGAGAAACAAUGUGACAAAGCUUCUGUUUUUGUGACCGUCACAGACAUGUUUGAGACGACAUCUGUAGAUCUCUCUGGAGUGUUGGAUUUAUCAUUGUCCUCUACAGAGCGUUCUGCCUCCUCUUUGUUAGUGGAUGAUGAUGAUGAUGCUGGACUUUACAGUAGUGAGGAUCUAUCUGUCAUGAGUCGGUCUGAAAACAGUACUGUCAACACUGGAAAAGACGUCCAGAUGAAUGACUCUGGGAUUUAUGGUGUUGAAAUAGGACCUGUGAUUUUAAAUAUGGAAGAAAGAUGUAAUGAGAUUAAAACAUUUCAACAUUGACAUCAAA
Molecule: messenger RNA, 1167 nt
Organism: Misgurnus anguillicaudatus (oriental weatherfish)
Lineage: Eukaryota; Metazoa; Chordata; Actinopteri; Cypriniformes; Cobitidae
Source: RefSeq, a predicted model, not a curated record